Centrocercus urophasianus (Greater sage-grouse) is the source of this 1589-nucleotide messenger RNA. It is a transcript of the gene RCN2, whose product is annotated as reticulocalbin 2. The transcript is spliced from 7 exons. Gene Ontology annotation, cellular component: endoplasmic reticulum. The record is from RefSeq and is a predicted model, not a curated record. NCBI's taxonomy places the organism in Eukaryota, Metazoa, Chordata, Aves, Galliformes, Phasianidae. The coding region runs from base 1 to 924 and encodes 307 amino acids. Gene Ontology annotation, molecular function: calcium ion binding.
AUGCGGCGGCGGCCGCUGCUGGCGCUGGGCCUGGCCGCGGUCCUGGCGACGCUGGACGCGGCGUACGGGCAGCACCGAGCAGAUUACGACCGGGAGGCGUUGCUAGGAGGGCAGGAGGAGGCGGAGGAGUACGCGCGGCUCAGCCCGGAAGAGCAGCAGAGGCGGCUGAAGGCCAUCGUGCGGAGGAUCGACGCGGAUAACGACGGCCUGCUCAGCAAGGAUGAGCUGAGCUCCUGGAUACAGCAGUCAUUUAAACACUACGUUACGCAAGAAGCUAAGCAACACUUCCACGACUAUGACAAAAAUGGUGAUGGAUUGGUGUCUUGGAAGGAGUACAACUUACAAAUGUAUGAUCGUGUAAUUGAUUUUGAUGAGAAUACUGUCCUGGAGGAUCAAGAAGAAGAAUCAUUUCGACAGCUUCAUUUAAAGGAGAAAAAGCGUUUUGAAAAAGCUAACAGGGAUGAUGAUCCUGAUCUAAAUGUGGAUGAAUUUAUCGCUUUUGAACAUCCUGAAGAAGUGGAGUAUAUGAUGGACUUUGUCACUGAGGAGGCUUUAGAAGAACACGAUAAAGAUGGUGAUGGAUUUGUGAGCCUGGAAGAAUUCCUUGGUGAUUACAGAAGAGACCCAACUGCCAAGGAAGAUCCAGAAUGGAUACUUGUUGAGAAGGAUCGAUUUGUGAAUGACUACGACAAGGAUAAUGAUGGGAAACUCAACCCUCAAGAGCUGUUAUCCUGGAUAGUGCCCAAUAACCAGGGGAUUGCACAAGAGGAGGCUCUUCACCUGAUUGAAGAAAUGGAUCUGAAUGAUGAUAAAAAGCUUUCUGAGGCAGAAAUCCUUAAGAACCAGGAUUUGUUUCUUAACAGCGAAGCCACCGAUUACGGCAGGCAGCUUCACGACGAACGUUUCUACCACGAAGAACUUUAGAUUAUUUAUUUUGUAAUCUGUUUUUCUUCCCUUCCUUUCAUUGGGAGCCUUUGUUGAAUGCACUCACUUUUCAGCUUUGUUGGAAGUUUUGUGCUGUAAUUACAAUAGAAUAACAUUUGUGUAAAUACUUGGCACUCAGAAUUCAAUUGCCUUCCUGCAGACAUCCUUAGGCCUCUUCCCGCCUUCAAAAUUAAUCUUAAAUACUUAUUCCAAAAUUACAUAGCAAUGGGAAGGAAAUUAGUUAAGGUAUAGUACUGCAUUGUGCAGGGCUGUGUGACUACACUUCAAAUAAAUGGAGAAUCUAAAUGGUUGUGAAGGAAUUCAAAACAGAAAAUGAGACUACUAUUUUUUCUAAUCAGUUUAAUUAGGGAGGAGAGCAGAGAAGAUAGAGGGAAGAAGUUCAGAGUGAGUAUUAACUGUGUUUUAUUUAAUACGUUUGGAGAAACACUUAGGUUAAAUGCCUCAAUUGUUUAAGAGGUUUCUACUUAUUGUUAAAUGGUUCCUAUAAUGUGUUUUACUGUAUUACAAAAAGGAAAAACCCGCUAUUUUUACAUCUACAGACAAUAAUUGUUUUUAUGUACAGUUCUACAACACUGGCAAUAUGAUGGUAUUUUACAUUGUCAAGAACUUCUUCAUUUGUUGGAUUAAAACCAAAAAAAAUUGCA